Messenger RNA from Syngnathoides biaculeatus (alligator pipefish), 4290 nucleotides. RefSeq names its product neutral cholesterol ester hydrolase 1-like. The transcript is spliced from 7 exons. The record is from RefSeq and is a predicted model, not a curated record. Lineage: Eukaryota; Metazoa; Chordata; Actinopteri; Syngnathiformes; Syngnathidae. Gene Ontology annotation, molecular function: carboxylic ester hydrolase activity. Bases 1125 to 2486 code for a protein of 453 amino acids. Gene Ontology annotation, cellular component: membrane.
ACCCGUUUUAUUACCCCUGAUUACACUUGGCAAUCGUUGUUUGUAUUUAAAACAACAACAACAACAAAAAAAAGGACCAGAUGUGAAGGCAAAAGAUUUACGUUGACAAAAAAAAAGUGUAACAACCCAUUUGUUACAUAACGGGGUCAAAAUAUGAAAAACAGCUUUCACGUUAAUGCAGUUGAAUUUAACAACACUUAGCUAUAGCUGCAGUAUUACACAGUUUGCUAAUUAUUAUUAUAGUCUUUGCACGUGGGUAUGAUUUGAUAAUUUUGUGAUAGUGCGAGUGUAAAUUUAAAAAAAACAAAAAAAGUAACUUUUUCCAAAGUUGCAUUUGAAAAAGAAAAAAUUACAUUAUAUUAAAAGGAAAAAAAAUCUGAUAACUGAAAUUGCAAUAAAACUGCCCCAAAAAAAAUCGAUAACUUUUUUCCAAAGUAGCAUUUUUAAAAAAAACAAACAAGAAAUAAAAUUAUGAUAUUAAAAGCAAAAAGAAAAAAAUCUGAUAACAGAAAUUGCAAUAAAACUGCCAAAAAAAAAAACAACUUAAAAAUCGGGAACUUUUUCCAAAAGUUGCAUUUUAAACAAAAAACAAGAAAUAAUAUUAUAUUAAGAGUGAAAAAAAAAUCAGAUGACUGAAAUAUCAAUGAAACUGCUAAAAAAAAAAUAAAAUAAAAUAAUAUACACACAUACAGACCCUUCCGGCUUAGUUUCAUUUAGGCCUGCAUUCCAGAGGUCUAUUUCGCCCUCGUGUGGCGACAAGAGUGUAGUACGACUCACUCACUACCCGGCCGAGUCCUUGCGAGUACUUUUCAAAUAACACCAUUUUGAUAUAUAUAAAAAAAAAAAAAGUUAAACUCGUCACAAAAUCCCAAAGUGAGAUCCACAAAACUAUGCUCGAGCGAUUAUGUUCACUUUGAGUCUUUCUAGUCUCACAAUCUUUUUUUUUUUUUUAAAGUUGAAUCCUUUGUAAUAAUUAAACAGGCAACCUUGGAAGUGUUUUGGCCACGCCCCCUUCCUACCACAUUGACGACUGUCAGCUUGCUUACUUUGCUCAGCGGGUCCCGGUCCAGAUCCAGAUCCACUUCCACACGAGCGCCGACGCGACACCGAGAGGCUGAUCCGAGAUGUGGCUGCUCUGGGCGGGCGUCGCCGCCUCCUCCCUGGCCGCCGCCGCGGCGCUGCGGUACUGCGUGUCCAGACCGCUGCCCUCCGCCAUCGGGCAGCAGUGGAAGCUUUUGCUGCUGGACGCCAUCCUCAAGACUUUCAUAUGCCUGGCACAUGCGAUGGAACGGCUGGGUUUGGGCCACCACGUCAAGAAGACCUUGAGGAAGUCGACGGCCGGGCCGGGCGGGUCGCCCUCGGCGGUCCGCGACGUGGCUUUCGACGGCGUCCCCGUUCGCGUUUACCGGCCUCCGACGGCCGGCGAGGGCGGCCUAAGGAGAGGCCUGCUGUACCUCCACGGAGGAGGUUGGGCCUACGGCAGCGCCAAGGACGGCACGUACGACCGAGUGUGCCGUGAAUUGUCCCGAGAGCUCAACACGGUCGUGGUUUCUGUCGAUUACCGUCUGCACCCCGACGCCCGCUUCCCGACGCCGUACCUGGACUGCCUGACGGCCGCCAAGCGCUUCCUGACCCCGGCGGCGCUGGCCGAGCACGGCGUGGACCCCGAGCGCGUGGCCGUGUCGGGGGACAGCGCGGGCGGCAACCUGGCGGCGGCGCUCGCUCAGGAGAUUGCCAUGGACGAGAGCGUGAGGGUCAAGUUCAGCGUCCAAGCUUUGAUCUACCCGGCGCUUCAGGCUUUGGACUUCAACACGCCGUCCUACCGUCAGAACCGGGACAUGGUCAUCCUCAGCCGUCCCCUCAUGGUCCAGUUCUGGCUGCAGUACCUGGGCGGCGGCCCCUCCCUGAAGCCGCACCUCCUGGCCAACGGGCACACUUCCGACGUCGCGCCGGAGCUGAGGGCUCGCCUGGACUGGACCGCCCUCCUCCCCCCCGAGCACCAGGAGGACUACUUCCCCGUACGCGGCGACGGACCUCGUGUUCAGGGUGUGCCCCGCCUCCUGCCCGCUGACAGCUGGGAUAGGCUCCGGCACUCCCCGCGACCCUUGAAUCCUGGACGAGAUUCCGGCUCUGCUGGACGUGCGCGCGGCGCCCCUCCUGGCGGCGGGCGAGGUUCUGGCCAAGUGCCCACGGGCCUACGUGAUGACGUGCGAGUACGACGUGCUGCGGGACGACGGGCUGAUGUACGCGCGGCGGCUGAGGGACGCCGGCGUGGAGGUGACGAGCGAGCACCGCCGGGACGGCUUCCACGGGUGCUUCGGCUUCACCGCGUGGCCGUUCGCGUUCGACGUCGGGGUGAGGGCCUUCGCCGACUACGUCCGGUGGCUGCGCGAAAACUUGUAGCGACGACAAAGGGCGGUGCAAUGGAUCGAUUAUCCAAUCAAUCGACAAAGAGUUGGGAUAAUCGAUUAAUCGCUCAACGGUAAAAAUUAACUCUCCAUUUUCCAAGCCGCUUAUCCUCACAGAAGUGCUGCGGCAUAUCCCAGCUAACUUCGGGCCAAAAGGCGGACCGCACCCUGAACUGGUCGCCGGUCAGUCGCAGGGCACCUAUCGACACCGUCACUGAGCGGGAAUCGAACCCACGCCGGCCCCGCCGCAUUUGCAAACAUCUUUUAUUUUGGAAAACAAUAAUCAACAGCGGGUUAAUACCACUCAAGGCACCAUUUAUGAGCGCUUAUCCUAACACAUUUACAGUCAUAAUUUCAAAAUCCAUUUUUUUUAAAAUGGGAGUUUCUAAUUUGAGCCUCCGUAUUGACGAUCACUCGAGUCUUAUCAAUUCGUCUUCAGUUUUAGUUCGUUUUGGCAAGCUAAUUGUGCUGUUAGAAGUUAGCGUAGCUUACCUGCAUGAACCAUCUGGAAGUUGUGUGUUUACAUUUUUUUUUUCAUGAUUUAAUAAAAAAAAAAACAAUUUUUAAAAGAUACUUGAAUCCAAAUGUGAAUAUUUUCCGAUUUCAUUGCUCCAGGACGUUCAUAAGUAACCCGCCGCACUCCGGGUUGCCAGGUUUGUACGACAAAAAGUAUUUCGCAGCCUCUUGAAAAGUGACAACAUAUAUAUAUAUAUAACUGGAUGUUGCUUUACAUUUCAAUUCAUAAAAAGAGUUAUUAGAAAUAACUACCGUCGUUAUUUUCGAGGUGAUGUAAAAUCAUUCCUCCAUCCAACAUGGCAGCGGAUUCCUGAUUUGUUAUUGAUUCAAACCGGCGCUUUGCUACCCUCUGCUGGCCGUUUUUGGUCAUGAACUUGACAUCCCCCUUUCCCGGCCCAUUUUCCAAGCCGCUUAUUCUCACAAGGGUCGCCGGUCAGUUGGUUACAUUUUGGACAAAUAAAGUGUUCUCGAAUCACAACUGUCUAUGGUAACUGUUAGCUCGUCAAUGGUGUUUUUCCAUUCCAUGUUGGGAUAAAGCUAGCAGGGGGGCAUUAUUCCGCCAAAGUCAUUUCAAAUACACAAAAGAAUUUAAAAACAAAAAAGGUAAAACAUAGUUACAUUGAAACUGCGCACGAAAUAUCAUUAAAAAAUACAAAAUAGAAAUAAAAAUCGACUUUUUAACCUGGAUUUAAAAACAUUCGCACUUGUGGCUGACGUGAUUUCCGCUGACAAUUUAUUCCAUUUGUGUGCGGCAUAAGCAGCUAAAUGCUGCUUCGCCAUGUUUGCUUUGGACUCGAACCCUAACCCACGGGUGUCAAACUCAAGGCCCGGGGGCCAGAUCUGGCCCACCGCAUGAUUUUAUGGGGCCCGCGAAGGCAAACCAUUGUGCGCUAACCUCCGUGACUCUUGCUCAAAAUCUGGACCAAAAUUUCUAAUUUUACGUAUAAAUAUGAGGUGGUGAAAGGUUUUUGUGGUUUCACAGUCAUACCGGCCCUCUGAGGGAAAACCGUAACAACAAUGUGGCCCGCGACACAAAAAUGAAUUUGACACACCUGCACUAACCUGAGUCAGUCGAUCUCAGAGCCCAUUUGCAUUUCUUUCCUGCAUUCAAGACUUCAACCCUUAGAACUUUAAAAAUCUAUUGUAAAGCGGACCACAAGCCGGAGUCAAGACUUUCGAAUUGGAGUUGUGUGCUCUUACCUCUUUGUUCCGGUCCGAAACUGAGCUGCAGUUGUUUAAUGGGCUUCCUUGGGAAUCCCGUCAGAAGACCAUUACAAUAGUCGAGUCUACUUGAGGUAAAAGCAUUUCAAGUGUGACUUUCAACCGGGAGCGGCAUUAAAUACCUUGAAGCCUCUUCCCCCCCCCA